AUGUCUCAAGGUAACUGGGAUCACCUAGACAAGUACCAAGUAAAGAGAUUGGAAGAAAUGCUAAUUGUUGUUGAUGAAAAUGAUAAGGUGAUUGGUGCUGAGAGCAAGAUGAACUGCCACCUGAAUGAAAACAUUGAAAAAGGGCUAUUACAUCGUGGUUUCUCUGUAGUCUUAUUUUCUACAGAUAACAAACUAUUGCUACAACAGAGAACAGACACUAAAUAUACUUUCCCAGGGUGUUAUUCUGACAGUUGUUCUAGUCAUCCACUAUAUGAACCACUAGAAAUGGAGGAUGGUAAUGCAAUUGGAGCAAGGCGGGCUGCUAAGCGACGUUUGCAUGUUGAAUUAGGAAUUCCCCAGGAGCAGAUCUCCCUCGAUGAUAUCAUGUUAGUGACAAGAAUUCACUACAAGUUGCGUGCAAAUGAAGUACUGGGAGAACAUGAAAUUGGUUACCUUCUCUUUGUAAGGAAAGAUGUCACUUUGAAUCCGGACCCCAGAGAAGUAAAAGACUAUAUUUAUGUGACAAAGGAAGAAUUACAAGAUCUUCUGGAACAAGAAGCCAAGGGCAAAACCAAGUUUUCUGGAUGGUUCCACAUAAUUGCAAACUUUUUUCUGUUUAAAGCAUGGGAUCAUUUAAAUGAUGUGAAACCAUUUCUUGAACCUGACAAAAUAUACAGAGUCUAA
This is a messenger RNA of Dromiciops gliroides (monito del monte), 684 nucleotides long. RefSeq names its product isopentenyl-diphosphate delta-isomerase 2-like. Gene Ontology annotation, molecular function: isopentenyl-diphosphate delta-isomerase activity. The record is from RefSeq and is a predicted model, not a curated record. Gene Ontology annotation, biological process: isoprenoid biosynthetic process; isopentenyl diphosphate biosynthetic process. NCBI's taxonomy places the organism in Eukaryota, Metazoa, Chordata, Mammalia, Microbiotheria, Microbiotheriidae. Gene Ontology annotation, cellular component: cytoplasm. The coding region runs from base 1 to 684 and encodes 227 amino acids. The transcript is spliced from 4 exons.